GCCUCCUGCAAUCCGAGACGACGAGAAGGAUCGGCUUCUGCGCCGAUCUGAACACAAUGCUAGGGCCAGAGAGCACAAGGGGAAAGUGGAUGGACACAAUGAGAGCGAGAGGAUAAAGAAGAGAGACGCUUUUCGAAGGGAAGACAGCAUGGCUCGAAGAACGUUCCUCACCUCCCUCCGGGAGCGAGAGGAGCGAUGGGUCUACAAGACACAGGCCAGCCCCUUCCACGAAGAUCUCUGGGCCACGGACGACAGGCAGUUCUUCCUCAAUAUCCAGCGGAACAAAGACCUACAAAAGAAGCUCCGGACUCAGAGACCUGGGAAGUCGGGCGACAAGGCCAUCAAGCGCUUCCAGGUCCGUAACAUGGUGGACGCAUCCUCGCAGAGAGAUCUGAGGGAGGCCAGUGUGUACUCGAGCUUCAUGCUCCCCAAGCUCUACAUGAAGAUGCUUUACUGCGUCUCCUGCGCCAUUCACGGACGUGUGGUGCGCGUCCGCAACAAGGCCGGCUACGGUUUUGGGUUUCAUAAAAAUUCGUUGGACUGUGACUAA
This is a messenger RNA of Symbiodinium sp. CCMP2592, 550 nucleotides long. The record is from the annotation of a GenBank genome assembly. Lineage: Eukaryota; Dinophyceae; Suessiales; Symbiodiniaceae.